AUGUCCCAGCUUGGAGCCAACCUUGUGAAGAUCGACUGGGCGCGCGAGCAGGUGCCGCGGUUUGAGAAGAAUUUUUAUGUGCAGAGUGCUGUUGUGAAGGGGAGAAGUGAGGGGGAGGUGGAGGCUUUUAGGAGGAAAUGGGCGAUUACUGUUGAUGGCCCCAAGCCCAUCCCCAGGCCCAUCGAAAAGUUUCAGGAAGCCAACUUCCCAUCCUACGUGUUGAAAGAGAUCCUAGGCGCGGGGUUCACAAAGCCCACCCCGAUCCAGUCGCAAGGUUGGCCCAUGGCCCUAAGCGGCCGAGAUCUCGUCGGCAUCGCAGAAACCGGAUCCGGCAAGACGCUCGCCUACAUCCUACCCGCCAUCGUGCAUAUCAACGCCCAACCGCUCCUCCGACCCGGCGAAGGCCCCAUCGUGCUCCUCCUGGCCCCGACGCGCGAACUCGCGGGGCAGAUCAAAGAGGAGUGCGACAAAUUCGGGUCGUCCUCGAAGCUCAAGAAUGUGUGCUUGUAUGGUGGUGCGCCGCGUCAGAAGCAGAUCAAUGCGUUGCGCGGUGGGGUGGAGAUCUGUAUUGCUACACCCGGUCGAUUGAUUGAUCUGGUGGAAUCCGGCUACACGAAUUUGAAGAGGAUAACUUAUUUGGUGAUGGAUGAGGCCGAUCGGAUGUUGGAUAUGGGGUUCGAGCCCCAGAUUCGCAAGAUUGUUGAUCAGAUAAGGCCAGACCGCCAAACGCUGAUGUGGUCCGCAACCUGGCCCAAAGAAGUGCAGAACCUCGCUCAUGACUAUUUGAAGGAUUACUUGCAAGUCAACGUCGGGUCGUUGUCGCUUUCAGCCAGUCAUAAUGUGCGACAACUCUUCGAAGUUUGCACCAACUACGAAAAGCGACCCAAACUCCUCAGAAUCCUUGGCACCCCCCACCAAGCCCAUCACACCAAAGUGCUUGUCUUCACCAGCACAAAACGCAUGGCAGACGAAGUCAACGAUUACCUGCAACAGUCCGGUUACCGCUCCCUCGCGAUCCAUGGGGAUAAAGGCCAGAACGAACGGGAUUGGACCAUGGAUCAGUUCAAGAAGGGGAGCUGUGCUGUGCUUGUUGCGACGGAUGUUGCGGCGAGGGGGUUGGGUGAGUUUGGCGCCAGUGAUUACGUGAUCAACUACGAUUUCCCAAACAACAUCGAAGAUUACGUCCACCGCAUAGGUCGUACCGGGCGCGCCGGCGCCCACGGAACAGCCUACACAUUCUUCACCGACGCCUCGGCCCGUCUCGCGCGUCAGCUCAUCGCCGUCCUGGACGAGGCCAGGCAGGACGUGCCGCGUGAGAUCAGGGACAUGGCGAACCAUGAGCGGGGUGGAGGUACUGUAAAUCAUGGCGGAGGGGCGGGUGGAGCGCGUGCAGGAGGGUGA
Messenger RNA from Fimicolochytrium jonesii, 1401 nucleotides. RefSeq names its product P-loop containing nucleoside triphosphate hydrolase protein. Gene Ontology annotation, molecular function: RNA binding; RNA helicase activity; ATP binding. Bases 1 to 1401 code for a protein of 466 amino acids. The record is from RefSeq and is a predicted model, not a curated record. Gene Ontology annotation, cellular component: cytoplasm; nucleus; ribonucleoprotein complex. Lineage: Eukaryota; Fungi; Chytridiomycota; Chytridiomycetes; Spizellomycetales; Powellomycetaceae. The transcript has 8 exons. Gene Ontology annotation, biological process: rRNA processing.